AUGGUAGUGUUAAUUCCUGCAGAGGAUAGGGUAGUGUUAAUGCCUGCAGAUGAUAGGGUAGUAUUAACGUCUGCAGAGAAUAUGGUAGUGUUAAUUCCUGCAGAGGAUAGAGAAGUGUUAAUGCCUACAGAUGAUACGGUAGUAUUAAUUCCUGCAGAAGAUAGGGUAGUGUUAAUUCCUGCAGAGGAUAGGGUAGUGUUAAUGCCUACAGAUGAUAGGGUAGUAAUAAUGUCUGCAGAGAAUAUGGUAGUGUUAAUUCCUGCAGAGGAUAGGGUAGUAUUAACGUCUGCAGAGAAUAUGGUAGUGUUAAUUCCUGCAGAGGAUAGGGUAGUGUUAAUUCCUGCAGAGGAUAGGGUAGUGUUAAUGCCUACAGAUGAUAGGGUAGUAAUAAUGUCUGCAGAGAAUAUGGUAGUGUUAAUUCCUGCAGAGGAUAGGGUAGUGUUAAUGCCUGCAGAUGAUACAGUAGUGAUAAUGAUUGCAAAGGAUUGA
Molecule: messenger RNA, 489 nt
Organism: Limulus polyphemus (Atlantic horseshoe crab)
Lineage: Eukaryota; Metazoa; Arthropoda; Merostomata; Xiphosura; Limulidae
Exons: 1
Coding region: 1-489 (162 amino acids)
Source: RefSeq, a predicted model, not a curated record